This is a messenger RNA of Mauremys reevesii (Reeves's turtle), 4247 nucleotides long. RefSeq names its product RAB23, member RAS oncogene family (gene RAB23). The coding region runs from base 648 to 1361 and encodes 237 amino acids. Gene Ontology annotation, molecular function: GTPase activity; GTP binding. The record is from RefSeq and is a predicted model, not a curated record. The transcript is spliced from 7 exons. NCBI's taxonomy places the organism in Eukaryota, Metazoa, Chordata, Testudines, Geoemydidae.
CCCUGCCCCGGGAGGAUGCUACGCGGCGGUGGGACUGGGCGCCCGGGGCUAGCACUGUGCGCGAUGGGCAGGGCCCCGCCUGCAGUGCAGUUUGGGCGGACGCGCUGUGGUUUGGUUACCCCGGCCGGGGCGCUGCGGCCGCGGGCUGGCUUGUCCUGGCCUCAGCGGGGAAGGAAAGUGGCUUGUGUGGGGGUGCUUGAUUUACCCAGGGAAGGGAAGCGAGUGAGUGUGGAAAUGCCCUGAAAAGAACAACAUCGGGAGGGGUUAAGGAGGCAGCAUGUAUGAGACCGGCUGGGAUCAUCCUGUUCCCUUAAGAGCGGUAUUGCUGCAAUGGGGAAGCGUAGGGAUUAUCACAGUUACACUUGGGACCAGCCUAAGCAUCCUUUAGAAAGCCAGUGUACAAGCGUUUUGACGCUACAGUUUUGUUUGUGCAGACACCUUGACAGUUCUCCCAGAUAAAUGUCUUUCCGUAUAGAGUAUAAGCAGUGACUGAAAAUGACAAGACAGCUUCCAGUGUCUUCAGCGUACUUGGAAUUUUAGCUAUUCUUUGUGAUUAUUCCCUAAAAAAUUUCCACUGCUUGCAUCCGAAGAAAUUUGGGAGAUAAAAUUCAUGCUCCUGAAGUAACUAGAGGUUCUCAGCUGCAGAGAUGUUGGAGGAGGAUAUGGAAGUGGCCAUCAAGGUGGUGGUGGUAGGAAAUGGAGCAGUUGGGAAGUCCAGUAUGAUUCAGAGAUAUUGCAAAGGAAUUUUUACAAAAGACUACAAGAAAACUAUUGGAGUAGAUUUCUUGGAGAGACAAAUUCAAGUUAAUGAUGAAGAUGUCAGGCUGAUGUUGUGGGACACAGCAGGUCAAGAGGAGUUUGAUGCAAUAACUAAGGCCUAUUAUAGAGGAGCCCAGGCUUGUGUGCUUGUAUUUUCUACCACUGACAGGGAUUCUUUUGAAACAAUCCCUACCUGGAAGGAGAAAGUCGUGGCUGAAGUUGGAGACAUCCCCACGGUGCUUGUGCAGAAUAAGAUUGACCUCCUGGAUGAUUCUUGUAUAAAGAAUGAAGAGGCAGAAGCAUUGGCAAAAAAGUUGAAGUUAAGAUUCUACCGAGCAUCAGUGAAAGAGGACCUAAAUGUAACUGAAGUUUUUAAAUAUUUGGCUGAAAAAUAUCUUCAAAGGCUCAAACAACAAACAGCUGAAGAUCCAGAUGUAGUACAUACUAGUAGUAACAAAAUUGGUGUUUUUAAUACAGCUGGUGGAAGUCAUUCGGGCCACAAUUCUAGCACACUUAAUGGUGGAGAUGUCAUCAACCUUAGACCAAACAAACAGAGGACCAAGAAAAACAGAAGUCCUUUUAGCAGUUGCAACAUACCUUAGAACCACUUUCGAAAGGAAAAAGAAUGACAGUCAUUUGGAUGAAGUUGUGCAAUUAAAUACGGAAUACAGCCAGCUAUAGAGGUAUUUUACCAGUGCUCUAGCAAACCUUGCACCUACAGGAUCUUUGAUAGAUGGUGGAUUUAAAUAAUAUUGCUGUUGCAAUAUUUAUUUUGUAUGUAAAGCGAGACCCCGGUGGCAAAAAAAAAAAAAAAAAAUAGAACCAUUAUUGUCCCUAUGCGUUUUUUUUGUUUGUUUUUUUUAAAAUUGGAUGAGCUUUUCCUCUUUGAAGGAAUGAUGUACAAAGCUAUGUAAUAGGUUUGGCUGAAUGGUUAAGCAUAUUAAAAAGGUAAGCAUAGUGCUUACAAGUAUUGGUACAUAAUAAUAUGACCCAAGGUGAAGUUGCUUCCUUCCAAUUACAUUUACCUGCAAAUUUGAUAGAAGAGUGGUAUUCAACCAGGACUCUGAAAAGUAAAAUGAGAAGGAAAAGGCAGACAUCAUAUUUGUCAGAUUACACUAAUACAUAUUCUGGCAAUUUUAUUGGUGCAAUAAGUUUGUAUAUUAUAUGAAUGUUAAGUAAGGCAUGCACGUAGAUAUUUGUUACAAGUACUCAGACUACACGAGAGGAUACAGUAUUGGAUUACAAUAGCAUCCUUAAAUUUUUUUUCACUUCUUAAAAUUUUGCAUUUCAAACUAGGCUUUCCAAAGGAGUUCUGUUCAUUAAUUAACUCACUACACUUUUUGGGCCUUAAAGCUUAUGUUUAAAAAGAGAUGUGCCAAAAACAUUUUUUCCUUUUUAUUUUGUAAUGCACUACAGAUAUUUUUGUAAAGUUUGUUUGUGUCAGUCAUCAUAACAGGGUAAACAAGUAGUAUUGUUUCUGAUACUAUCAGUCAGCUAAAUGGAACCCAUACAUUUUCAAUUGUAUUCCUGUCCAAAAAUAUAUUGCUGACAUCUAAUAUGGUCAUGUAGCAUGAACUAUGAAAAGUAUGUUGAAUUUGCAGAGUGGGAUGUCAACAAAAUGUCAUAAGUCCUAUUGAGAAAUUCCACGGUAGUUGUAAACUGUGUUCUGGAGGAUCCAACAAGUUGUAGAUGAAGACUAAAUCACACAUUAAACUAAUGAGACCCUCUUUAAUGCUCUCUCAUAUUCAGAGUUAUGCUGCUGGUUAAAAACCUAAUUCUGCAAUAUCAGACCUAAGGGGUAAAGUUUUCAGAAGUGACUUAGGGCUUGCCUACAUGGUACACCAAUACGCAUUAGAGGGGUGUGAUUCCAUAUGACCCAUAUUCCUGCUAGCAUGAACUAAAAGUUCCCUAUUGCACAUUAACAUAGACAUGCAGUAGGGAACUUCUAGUUCAUGCCAGCAGGGUUUUCAUGCGCAAGUUAGUGCACAACACACUGUUGCACUUUGGAAAUGACAUCACUCUAGUGUGCAUUGCCACACUAUGUGGACAUUCACGCAUCUAAGUCUAACUGAAAGUCAAUAGAACUUGUGCUUCUAAAUCACUAAGGUGCUUUUGAAAAUUUCACCCAGCUCUCUCAGAGCAUGCAUUUUAAAAAUAUCAUUGUUUGUUUUUGUAUGGUGUCGUAUAAUUUUAAUUUUCUAGGAUUUUCUAUAACAAAGCACUGCCAGGAACAAAUGCAAAAAUAUUCUGCUUUAAGGUAUUCAGAAUUUUAAUAGUUUUUAAAGGGAUGCAUUAGAGUGAAAAUUACAUGACCUGGAGCUGUAAGUAUUCAAUAUAGAUUGCUACACAAUUCUUAUUGAUAACGGAUUUUCAUUAUACCUUAAUGGGUUGGUUUAAUAGUUAUACUUUCAGUUUAGUUUCUUUCAUAAUUUUUCUACUUUUUCCCCAAUACCAUGGGAGAAUUUCUUGUCAAGUAAACAUAUAAUGCAGUAAGUCUGCACUCUUGUUAGUACAUGUUGGAGGAGGGACUUACCUUUUCAUUAAUUCAUAUAAUCAUAAUUUGUUAAUUUCUGAGACCUGAAGCAUGAAAACUGAAAUGUACUCUUGGUUCACCAGUCCCACAUGUUGGUAAACUGUGUGCGUGGUGAUACUUACAACACUAAAUAAUCUGAAGUGCUGUGUUGUAUGUUAAUAUAUUUCCUGUGAAGUAUCUCGUUUCUGUAACAAGCUGUUGCUGCAUCUCCCAUUGCUGGCAAUGAGAUGGGCAUCGAGGCUCUCAAUCCUCUCUUCUAUUAUUAAAAAAAAAUGGUUCUUAUUGAAGUGUUUCUUACAUACUCUGUUAGAUAAAGGCCUUUAUUUUUUAAAAGUGCAUUUAAUCAUUGUAUGGAUGUAUAAAUGGGGCCAAAUCUUACCUCUUGUCAAUUUCAUGAGUAAGAUAGCAGGAUUUGGUAAGAAAGAGAAUCAAUCUCAUACAUAAUGAGACAUCUCAACAUUUCAGGAAUUAAGUAGAGUGUAUAUUUGUGCAGAAUUUUGUCAAACUUUUUUAAUGUUGAAACUUUUACAUUAUUCCAGUAGCCUGCCAGUUUUACGUUUUUUAAAAAAGCAGGACUGUCUAUAACUUCAGUUUUUGCCUUAUUUAAUUUUGUACAAAGUACUGAAGAAUAAGAGCCUUUAUUACACAUAAUUGCCAUUUGUACUGCUAUGUUUUUCUGUCAUUAUAAACCACUUUUUUCAGGAUUGGAAACUUGACAAAAGCAUCUAUACCAGCUGAAACUUGUCAGAAUUACCAAAUCUGAGGGAAGUUUAAAUGUAUUACAAUGAGACUACUUGCAUGCUUAAAGUUAAGCACAUCUGUAAGUGGUUGAAGAGUCAGGUAGUAAGUAGUGUGGUUAUCCUCCUUCCCACCUCUCACUCUAAGGUGGCUCUUCUUUUAAUGUUUUAACUUUGUGGACAGUCAGUUUCCAAUAUGGCGGGAAGAGAUGAAGAAU